Messenger RNA from Aspergillus candidus, 1825 nucleotides. RefSeq lists its product as uncharacterized. Lineage: Eukaryota; Fungi; Ascomycota; Eurotiomycetes; Eurotiales; Aspergillaceae. The transcript has 4 exons. The coding region runs from base 356 to 1777 and encodes 473 amino acids. The record is from RefSeq and is a predicted model, not a curated record.
GGAUCAGAUCGCAUCCUGGCACAUUGAGCCCCUCGCUCAACCACAGGCUCUGCGACGUCAAUGAUCGCUCAGAUUUUAUAACUGAUCUGUGCAUUUAUAGGUGGCAAACUACACUGAUGCUUUGUAGGGAAGCUCAGUUAAAUUUUAUUCAUUACUAUUGGAGUGGUUGCACCACAGAUAUGGCCGAAAUUGCUGGUCUUGCUUUGGGAGGUAUACCAAUCGCGAUUUGGGUUCUUGAGAAACGACUCUUUGCAACCUUGGACUUGAUGAUCAGCCAUCGAGGGAAGACCUGCACAAAUGCUUCAAUACCAAGUUCCCGAGUAUCUCUCGCGAACUGAUUACUAUCGUUCAGCGUAUGGACGAUGUUACUGCUAGACUUUUGAAGGGCCUAGACGUCGAUUUCAAUGAAAAGCCGAAUAGGACUCAAUGGGAAUGGCAUCGAGUGAAACAUAGCUUUAGCAUUAGAAAGCGCAAAAAAGUGAUCGACGACCUAAGGCGUUGGAAUGAUGACUUAAGGAGGGCUGUUGAGAAACCCGAAAUGCCUGCAGAAGAUGACAGUGGCACAGUCCAAAAGCUCAAACGCCGCUUCAAUAUUGAGCGUUGCAAUUCAAUCCGUCAGUGCUUGAGCUCGCUUCACCGAGCACUGGAACGUGGAUUUGGUUGUGCCUGUUCACCACCUCACCAAGCUGCCAUCGAUCUUGACUGGGAGACAAUCGAAUCUAGUGAAGCUAAAUCUUUCAAAAUCGCUCUAUCGUACGGAACACACUCGCAAACGCCCCAGCUGCUUGAUAUAUGGCGAAAGCUUCAUGUUACACCACAUUCCCCCAGCAAGAUAUCCAGCUCGGUUCCUAAUUUACAGAUUCCACCGCCCACUUCUGUUAGAGCUUCUUCCCCAUCUUCUCUCCGAUCCAAGAUUCCGCACUUCAGAUUCCCUUCACUGUCCCGGACACCAUCACCGCCACCUACUCCGUCGGUUUUGUCAUCGGCGUCGACUGCUGUGUCAGCCACAGCGAGUACCGAAAUAACCAGUCUCUGUCAUAUAUCAGACACAGCAUUCAAUCUAUGGACACUCGAAGGCUUCCUUAAAGACUCAGACGAGGACCAAGGUCGACAAUUCUCCUUCGACCACAACCAACCUGAUUUGCCAGAAAUCAUCAAAGCAGUUCCUCUCAAGUCUCUACUUUUAUCUCACGAGCAGCCAGCUCGGCGACAAGCCCCUUAUGUUCCACUGUCCGCAGAACAGAGGUACGGCAUGGCCGCCUCCGCCGCCUGGUCAGUCUUGCACCUGAGUGGCAGUCCCUGGCUCGGUGACCGCUGGGACGAAGAGCAAACGAACAUUUUUCUCGAGAGAAAAAAAGGUGACGGGGAAAUUUUCUCUCGAUACCCAUGUGCGUCGUAUAGAUUUUUACCGCCAACAAGUCCGGAGCAGCCAGUCGCGGAUGACUUCAGCUAUCUCAUCCCUAACAGAACUGUCUUCGCACUUGGAGUUCUUCUCAUCGAGCUCUGCAUCAACAGGCCAUUUGCAAAUAUCCGGCAGACCAGUGAGAGCCUGACGGCAGCCUUGCAGCUUGAUUACUACCAGGAUGUGGUGAGCAAGCUGGAAGAGGUACGCCUUAUUGCGGGAGACUCCUAUGGAGAUGCAGCGGAACGUUGUGUUAAGUUCACGUUUCCAGGGCGGGAUCUCUACAAGAAUUUUAUUUUCUCUCAGUUUCGGCAGCAAUUUUACGACGGUGUGGUUGCGCCGGUGCAGGCGACUUAUCUGCGGUUUCAGGAUUAGUACAUUCCUGUCUAGGCUCUGCACCAGGGACCGUACGCUAUGCUCUAU